AUGUCCUUUAUCACGACAGCAGAUACCGUGCCCGAAACCACACUACAGCCUCCCUUUCGGGUCCUUGCCUUCUCCAAGACAUCUGGUUAUCGUCACGAGUGCAUCCCUGUCAACAUCGCCGCUCUACGUGCCCUUGGCGAUCGGACGCGCCUAUUUACCCUCGAUGCAACGGAGGACGCGGAGAUACUGACCCCGGGUACCCUUGCUGGCUACGCGACCGUUAUUUUCCUUCACACCACUGGUCCUUUUCUGAAUGAAGCCCAGAUGACUGCCCUGCAGUCCUAUGUACGGGGCGGCGGCGGCUUUGUCGGCAUUCACGCCGCUGCGAGUGGUAAUAAGGAGUCUGAAUGGUAUGGCCGUCUCGUCGGUGCGCACUUUGACUACCACCCUGCACCAGAGGAGGGAACGCUGGUGAUCGAAGAUGCGGGGCAUGAGAUUAUGUCGGGUAACUCGGGCGGUGAGCGGCGGUGGAUGGAUGAGUGGUAUAACUUCAAGACACACCCUCGGGACAACACGAACCUGCAUGUGCUGGUACGCGGCGACACCAGUUCAUUCCAGGGCGGCAAUAUGGGUGACGACCACCCGCUUGUCUGGUGUCAGGAGUUUGAAGGCGGUCGGUCAUUCUAUACGGCUCUGGGACACUUUGACGAGGCCUAUGAGGAUGAGUGGUUCAUGGGCCAGUUGGAGCGUGCCAUUGUGUGGACUUCGGGUGUGGGCAAGAUGAAAGCCGAUAAAUAG
This is a messenger RNA of Fusarium keratoplasticum, 738 nucleotides long. Its product is annotated as ThuA domain-containing protein. NCBI's taxonomy places the organism in Eukaryota, Fungi, Ascomycota, Sordariomycetes, Hypocreales, Nectriaceae. The record is from RefSeq and is a predicted model, not a curated record. Bases 1 to 738 code for a protein of 245 amino acids. The transcript has a single exon.